Capronia coronata CBS 617.96 is the source of this 1767-nucleotide messenger RNA. RefSeq lists its product as uncharacterized. The record is from RefSeq and is a predicted model, not a curated record. Lineage: Eukaryota; Fungi; Ascomycota; Eurotiomycetes; Chaetothyriales; Herpotrichiellaceae. The coding region runs from base 1 to 1767 and encodes 588 amino acids. The transcript is spliced from 2 exons.
AUGGUGAUACGCUAUUGUGUCCGACGAGCUUCGACUGUCGCGAGUAACAACACGAGCAAGAAUAAAAAUGGCCGCAUCCCGAAGCCCAAGGAGAAAUCCCAUACGGGCCGUCCGCGAUACAGACGCACCGAGAUCGUCAGUGAGAAGCUCUGCAAUGACAUCGCCGACCGACUUCGCGACACGUUGCCCGCUCCUCACACAUGCGAUCUAAUCGAUAUCAACCCCAGCAGAGGCACCUGGUCGCGAAAGCUCCAUGACCUGCUACAGCCACGACGACACGUCCUUGUUGAACCGGCGCUUUCCUCCUACUCCGACCACCUCACACCUCUGCUGAACGCGAAAGACUCCAAAUAUCGACAUGCCGUGCUGCUCGAAGAUGCGUUGCAUCCGGACAGCGGUCUGUUGUCCAAGCAGGUCACAAGUCAAGUCGACGACUCAAACUAUGCCACAAACCCCAAUCCGUCUCUGCUCAUCACGGCCAAUCUGUCGGGAGCGAACCUGAAAAUGAGCAACUACGCGGGGACGCAAAGCCGGAAGUUCUUUGACGAUCUAUACCUCUCACUAUGGAAGAUUCGCAGCAACAUUCAUCGAUACGGCCUGGUGCGACUGCUGGUAUGGAUCCCAGACGAUGAGAAGGACGCAUACAUUCCUCGAACGGUGUCUGCGCGUCGCAAACAGGCUGUCAUGUUGGAAGCAAGUUAUAAGAUCUCCGAAGUGGCCGGGACCUCGACACAUACCAAGACUACACGCCUGAGAAGGUGGCCUGAGUUAGACCGCGAAGACGCAGCUCGAGUCGCAGCGAAAGAGGCUGCUGCAGGAUACAGAACACCGGUGUCAAGAAGAGACACGACUCCGUUGCCACAUCUUCUGAGCGUCGAACCUGUCCCGAAAGAGAUACGAAAAGUGGCCUUCACGACUGACGCGGAAUGGGUCCCCCAGUUUCUGGAACUAGAGCACCGUCUGCGGAAAGGAGAUGCGGCCUGGUUCAAGAAGUAUGCCUACGUGAAAUAUCCGCCCAGAGGCGUCCUCGACACACCCGACCGCCGAGCCUGGCGCGAGCUAAGACGGCGCGCGAAAACGGCCUACACGACCCAUAUGAAAGCAGUCGGUCUCAUCAACGAGGAACGCCAACUCGUAUCGGAGUGGAAGAAGCUCCUUCUGAACGCGUCAGGCUCGGACAAACCUCUCCAGCCGCAAGAUGAAGAGCGACUGAAGUCCCACGCGGAGUCGCUCAAUGCCCAGGUCAAGAAACUCAACCGGACCAACAGGAGUUUUGCCGAGAAGGCCAUCGACGACUGCAGAGCCUACGACAUGGACCCGCCCGUGAUGGCGUGGAAUCAACGUGAAGCGGAGCCCCUGAUCGUCCACGACGGCGAGUUCGAGCCUCAUGAGCUUCCCAUGGCUCUUCUGGACGUUGUCCCACGUCCAGAGUUCCUCUUCAGGAUCGACACGCAUGACCGGAUGGUCUGCUUCGGCCACGUCGUGAGACAGCUGUAUCCGUAUUUCGCCAAAAGCGUGGCCGAGGGCCUGAAGUCGCUGGUCCACGAAGGGCUGGAAGACUUCGCCGCCACCGUCCCCGGGAUCCACGAUCCUACCAGGGGUGGAUGGUACGACUUGUCGGCGUUCAGAGUGCGUGCUCUUCCUGCGGACAUGUUUGUCGAGAUCGCGUUGGCAUAUGAGAGAUGGCCCUUCCGCCCGUCCACGGAGAGUAUCUUGAUGUUGGGCGCCGAUCCGCAGGCCACGUAUAGUCUUGGUGAUGAUGAUUAA